AUGUCCGGGGAAGGAAAAUUUGGCCCGCUGGUCGGAGCGAUAGACGAAGGUACGUCUAGCGCGCGUUUCAUGAUAUUUAAAGCGAAUUCUUGCGAAGUCGUUGCCACGUAUCAAAAGGAAAUAGAACAGCAUUUUCCACAAGAAGGAUGGGUUGAGCAGGAUGCCUGCGCCAUACUGGAUGUGGUGAUAACAUGUAUAAACAAAGCAGUGGAGCAGCUUGUCUCUCUAGGUGGUAGUCCCAGGGAUAUAGUUGCAAUUGGUGUUACAAAUCAGAGAGAAACCACAAUAGUGUGGGAUAAAUUUACCGGCAAACCUCUCCACAAUGCAAUAGUGUGGCUGGAUAUGAGAACUUCUUCGACUAUAGACAAGUUACUGGAUUUGGUUCCUAACAAGACAAGAAAUAAGAAUUACUUAAAGCCUUUAUGCGGUUUGCCGAUGUCGCCCUACUUUAGUGCAGUAAAACUUAGAUGGUUGGUAGACAAUGUUGAUGCCGUCAAACAAGCUAUGAAGAACGGCUCCUGUUGCUUUGGUACUGUGGACACAUGGCUUAUAUGGAAUUUGACAGGUGGUGUCAACGGCGGCAAACACGUAACGGAUGUCACAAAUGCAUCUCGGACUAUGCUAAUGAACAUUGAAACGCUGAACUGGGAUCCACUUCUAUUGAAAUUCUUUGAAAUUCCCAAAUCGGUGUUGCCACAGAUAAAAUCCAGUUCAGAGAUAUAUGGCUACAUAGCUGACGGUCCCUUGAGAAGCAUUCCGAUAUCUGGUUGCCUAGGAGACCAACAAGCGGCCUUAGUGGGCCAGCUGUGUCUACAAAAAGGUCAAGCGAAGGCCACAUAUGGAACUGGAUGUUUUGUCCUUUAUAAUACAGGCGAAGUUCGCGUCAACUCAAGUAAAGGUCUCCUCACUACAGUGGCUUACCAAUUGGGAGCGAAUAAUCCCCCGUGCUAUGCUCUAGAAGGUUCUGUUGCAGUGGCUGGCGCCGCGUUAGGCUGGCUAAAAGAUAAUGUCGGUAUGUUGGAGAGCGCAAAACAAUCCCAGGAACUAGCCGAGAAGGCAACUGAAAACGGCAGCGUCGUGUUUGUGCCGGCUUUCAGUGGGUUGUAUGCGCCGUACUGGCGACAGGACGCUAGAGGAGUUAUAUGCGGUAUUACGGAAGAUACGAACUCAAAUCACAUCGUCAAAGCUGCUUUGGAAGCUGUAUGUUUUCAAGUGAGGGAUAUUCUAGAUGCCAUGAAUGAGGACUGUGGUAUUCCGCUGCAGCUUUUGAAGGUGGACGGCGGUAUGACAUCGAACGCUCUCGUCAUGCAAAUGCAAGCAGAUCUCAUCGGUAUCAACAUAAUAAAGGCCGGUUUCGCAGAGAGUACCGCGCUCGGGGCAGCCCUAGUCGCGUAUUGGGGUAUCGACCGCACAACGCAAGUAUCAUCUAUAGAAAUCAACAAUGGAGUGAUAUACGCCCCUAAGAUAUCCGAUGAUGAACGGGACAUGAGGUACAAACAGUGGAAAAUGGCGGUGGAACGAUCACUCGGCUGGGAGGAGAACUAA
Leptosia nina is the source of this 1545-nucleotide messenger RNA. Lineage: Eukaryota; Metazoa; Arthropoda; Insecta; Lepidoptera; Pieridae. The record is from the annotation of a GenBank genome assembly.